AUGGAAAAGACAACGGGAGGGUCUGUAUGGGGAACUUCAGUGUUUUCGUUCACGGAGGACGAACAGGUUGAACUUACAUCUCCAAAUCAGGGACAGGGCUAUUUAGACCCGUAUCAUUCCUAUGCACCGACGACUGCUGCUCCAUACCCUUCCCUAUCAUCAUUUGGCGUCGUGCCCGCAGAUCAAACUAUCUCCGAUCUUUCCCCAGCCUUCUUGCCUUGGCCGGUCGAUUACAAUAUACCGACACAUAUUCCUGUCCAUGACAAUAACGUCAACCCUCAAGCAACCGUCGCCACCUAUGUAUCUUCUCAUGGCCACCUCCAAGAGUACCCUCGCGUCCCGAACCCCAAUAUCCAGCAUCCAUCUCAGUCACCGACCAACAACAACACCUUAACAACUGCUGACCAAAACUACAAUACCCAGCACAAAACAACUAGAGCAACCAAAGCCCUGUAA
Aspergillus nomiae NRRL 13137 is the source of this 456-nucleotide messenger RNA. RefSeq lists its product as uncharacterized. Lineage: Eukaryota; Fungi; Ascomycota; Eurotiomycetes; Eurotiales; Aspergillaceae. The transcript has a single exon. The record is from RefSeq and is a predicted model, not a curated record. Bases 1 to 456 code for a protein of 151 amino acids.